Molecule: messenger RNA, 1506 nt
Organism: Asparagus officinalis (garden asparagus)
Lineage: Eukaryota; Viridiplantae; Streptophyta; Magnoliopsida; Asparagales; Asparagaceae
Product: V-type proton ATPase subunit C
Exons: 11
Coding region: 115-1239 (374 amino acids)
Biological process (GO): proton transmembrane transport
Cellular component (GO): vacuolar proton-transporting V-type ATPase, V1 domain
Molecular function (GO): proton-transporting ATPase activity, rotational mechanism
Source: RefSeq, a predicted model, not a curated record
UUCGAUCCCCCACCCUCUCUUCUCCUUCAUCAAACUUCGAGAGAGAGCUCAGUUCCUCAAUCAAAUCACAAAUCAAUCAAAAACGAGCAAGAAAGAAAAAAGAUCUCACCUUUAAUGGCGUCAAGAUACUGGAUCGUCUCUCUCCCCGCCCAAAACUCCGCCUCCUCCCUCUGGAGCCGCCUCCAGGAGUCAGUCUCCAAGCAAGCCUUCGACACUCCCCUCUAUCGAUUCAAUGUUCCCGAUCUUCGAGUUGGAACCCUAGAUUCGCUACUGGCGCUCAGCGACGACCUCGUGAAGUCCAACGCUUUUAUAGAGGGGGUGUCGCACAAGAUCCGGCGGCAGAUCGAGGAGUUCGAGAGGGUUUCGGGCGUUGAUGGCGGGGCUUUGACGGUUGAUGGAGUACCUGUUGAUUCUUAUCUUACGAGGUUUGUCUGGGAUGAAGCUAAGUACCCAACGAUGUCGCCACUUCGGGAGAUUGUUGAUGGAAUUCAUGUCCAAGUAGCCAAAAUUGAAGAUGACAUGAAGGUUCGAGCUGCAGAGUAUAACACUGUGCGUAGUCAGCUUAAUGCAAUAAACAGAAAGCAGACUGGAAGCUUAGCUGUUCGUGACAUCUCUAGUUUAGUGAAGCCAGAAGAUAUUAUCACUUCUGAGCAUUUAGUGACCCUUCUUGCAGUUGUUCCCAAGUACUCUCAGAAGGAUUGGUUGUCAAGCUAUGAAACUUUGACUACAUAUGUGGUUCCUAGAUCGUCAAAAAAGCUGCAUGAGGACAAUGAAUAUGCUCUCUACACUGUGACACUUUUUGCAAAGGUUGCUGAUAACUUUAAAACAAGUGCACGUGAAAGAGGGUUUCAGAUCCGUGAGUUUGAAUAUGGUCCGGAAGCACAAGAGGAUCGAAAACAGGAGCUGGAAAAAUUGAUGCAGGACCAAGAUACCUUGAGAAGCUCUCUUCUGCAAUGGUGCUACACCAGUUACGGAGAGGUUUUUAGUUCCUGGAUGCACUUUUGUGCUGUUCGGGUGUUUGUGGAGAGCAUCCUCAGAUAUGGUCUACCACCGUCAUUUUUGUCUGCAGUAUUAUCUCCGCCAACAAAAAGUGAGAAAAAAGUACGCAGCAUCUUGGAACAGCUUUGUGGAAAUGCCAACAGUACGUACUGGAAAUCCGAAGAGGAUGUAGGCCUUGCUGCUUUAGGAGGCGAAUCUGAUGCUUAUCCCUAUGUCACCUUCACAAUUAACAUUACCUAAGACAAUAAAGCUCAAGUUAUCACGGAGUUUCGAGUAGUUAUUCUGUCAGUGGAUGACAAUGCGGUGGUCAUUGAUAAACAUAUUUUAAUUGUAUAUUAGCUGUCCAUUCUAUUUGUUAUGCAUCCCAUACUCCAUGUAGGUUUUGGGUGGUAUCUCAGUAUCCCAUAAUCUUUUUUGAGUUGACGACUUGAAGUGGCCAUGAAGCAAAACCUUGGUUCCUGUAUUUUAUGUUGCUGUUCAAUAAAGUUCGACUUGAGUUGAGGUUGA